Molecule: messenger RNA, 3845 nt
Organism: Dalotia coriaria
Lineage: Eukaryota; Metazoa; Arthropoda; Insecta; Coleoptera; Staphylinidae
Product: zinc finger protein 836-like
Exons: 6
Coding region: 167-3757 (1196 amino acids)
Biological process (GO): regulation of transcription by RNA polymerase II
Cellular component (GO): nucleus
Molecular function (GO): RNA polymerase II cis-regulatory region sequence-specific DNA binding; DNA-binding transcription factor activity; zinc ion binding
Source: RefSeq, a predicted model, not a curated record
UUGGCAACGCUGUAUUUAUGUCCCCCCCUGCUGUCCUGCCGACAGCGUUCGAUUCGACAGCACAGCGCACCGCAGCAGGAGAGUCGACGACAGAGACCCACAUUCGCUGGUGCUGGUGUUGUGACGUUUGCGAGCACUCAGCGCUGCGCCCCUGCUGCCUGCAACGAUGGAGAAAAUGGACCCGAACACACUGCUCGCCUCGACGCUGCAGCUCGACAAGGUGUGCAGGACGUGCCUAACGGAGCGCGGCGACAUGAAGCCGCUGUUCGGCGCCUGCCUCGACGAAAUGCUCGGCGCGAUCGCUCAGAUCGAGAUUAAAGAAAACGAUGGCCUACCAUCGCAAAUGUGUAUGCAAUGCAUGCGACUAUGCAAUCGCGCGUACACAUUCAAAAAGCAAUGCGAGAAAUCCGACUCGAUUCUGCGGAAUUACAUUGCUCUGAAAGCAGAGGACACGCUUUGCGACGCGCAGGAAAUGAUCUCAGUCGAUAACGCAUUGCAGGAGUUCUCGAAUGCUGUUACCAAUGUCGUCAUCGAGGAACUACCCUCGGAUUUAAUACCGUAUGAAAGCAAUGGGAUCAAAUACUACACCACAGCUGACAAUGUCAUUGUCGAACCAUUAAAGUCAGAUUCAGAUGCUUAUGAAGUAUACAUUCAAAAUGGUGACGAUGAGGAGAAGAAAGACAUUGAAAUGAUGUAUGGAUGUCCAAAGUGCAGUGAAACAUUCAAGCUGAAAGUUGAUUUGGAGGUGCACAUGAUGUCACAUCCAAAAGAUAUGGUCCAACAUGUCUGCGGCAUGUGUUAUCAAUCCUUUUCAAAUGCACAUAGCUUACAGGAGCAUGCAAAGACACAUGUGGCGAAAAAAGCACAUCAAUGCGAUAAAUGUGAGAUGUCAUUCAAUAAAAGCUGGAGUCUCACUAGGCAUAUGUACAAACACUCACAAGUAAGACCAUUCUUUUGUCCAGUGUGUAAAAGAGCGUUUAAAUGCGCUGCUUAUGUUGAAAAACACAUGAAACAGAACAAGGAGUGUAAAAGAUCUUUAGCCGAACGCAAAACUGUGAAAAAGACGCCGAAAGUUGUGAGUUUUCAUCAAUGCGACCAAUGUGACAUGGCUUUUGCUAAGAUUUGGAACUUAAACCGGCAUAAAAUGUUACAUAAACAGGAUAAAACACAACCAUUUAUGUGUACUGUCUGUGACCGGACUUUUGAAUCUUCUGCAGCACUUUCCGGACACAUGCGAUGUCACCCAGAUAGAAAAAUGCAUGAAUGUGUGUUUUGUAAUAAGCAAUACGUGCAGAAACGCAGUCUGAAGGUGCAUAUUCGGUCACAUACCGGCGAAAGUCCACCGAUUUUCGCCGGUGAGAAAAACCACGUUUGUGAGACUUGCGGAAAAGCAUUCGCUGGGUCAAAUUCACUCGCAUUACACAAACGGGUUCAUGCGAAAGCGAAAGAGGUCUGGGAGUGUGAAAUAUGCAAGAAAAAGUUCAAUCAACAAGCGAAUUUUGAUGUGCAUAUGAAAUCGCAUAGCGAAAGUAAACCGCACGUGUGCAAAGUGUGCAAUAAAGCAUUUUCAUCAUCCAGUCAUCUUUCGGGACACAUGUGGACGCAUGAGAAACGCGUCGAGUGUGAUGUUUGCUUCAAACAAUUUACGACAGCGAAAAGUCUUAGUAUACACAAACGCAUUCAUGCCACCACUGAAAUGGCGCCGGUGGAAGCAGAAACGACGAUUAUAUGUCAAACAUGCGAUGUAGAUUCACCUAUAUUCCAUAGUGAAGAGGAAAUGCAUGAGCAUAUGCUCAAUAUUCAUCAGUUAAAGGUGGAACCAGUGGAAGACGGUGACGGGAAGUUGUUUAAGUUGCUGAUGCUGCAGAAUCGUAAUCCCCACCAUUUGCGGUACACAAUCGACCAGUGGAAGCAUCGCGUCUCCGCCAUUUGCAAUGUGCUGCUGUCCGUCUAUUCUGUUUACAUUACUUUCGGCGAUUCAAACAAGUUGACUAAAGUUUUCAAACUUUUCACAACUAUGGAAACACUCAAAGGCGAACAGGUCCAUCCCUUCGACAUUAGCAAGAUCUGCAGGGCAUGCCUCACCGAGAAAGACGAGAUGCGAUCGGUUUUCGCCGGCGGCGACGAUACACUCGCACAGGGAAUGCGUUUGGCUGAAAUUCUCAUGGAAUUUUCACAAAUUCAAAUUGAAAGUGGAGAUGGACUACCUACACUGCUCUGUCUUCAAUGUGCACAUCAAGCAAGUCAAUGUUUCUCCUUCAGACAACUCUGUGAACAAUCAGAUACAAACCUACGACAAUAUUUAGGCAAACCACCGUCAAAACCAAAGAAUCUCGACGCUGAAGCUCUAACAAUCUACAAUAAUCAACUUUUAAACCUCGAAGAAUCCUCACAUUCAGAAGAUUCAGAUGACGAAGACUAUAAAUCUGAAGAAACAAUGGAUGUUUUAACAGAUCCACAACAAAUCAAACUUGUUGCACAGAAACAAAUGUUUAAACUGAGCACGAAACUCCAAAAAGAAAAGAAUAUUCGGAAAAAAGUCAAAAACAAAACGAAAAAAUCAAUCACAAAGAACAAAUGCAACGUUUGCAAGAAAACCUUUAUGAAUCCGAAAGCUUUCUUGAAGCAUUUACGUACACAUAUUGAAGACAGACCUUUUGCAUGCAAACUAUGCCCGCGGAGCUUCACAGAAGAGAAUUAUUUAAACAAUCACAUGCGUACGCAUAUGCCUGAAGGUGAAAAACCACACGAGUGUGAAUAUUGUAAAGCGCGCUUUAUUCAUGUAACUCUACUAAAAAAACACAUGUUGAAACAUUCCGGUGAAAAGCCCUACGUUUGUAAGAUAUGCAACAAAGGAUGCUAUGCAGAAAAUAGUUUAUUGAAACACAUGAAGAUACACGAACGAAAACAAGGCGAUCCUGCAUUAUUAAAACACAUGUGUGAUUAUUGCAAGAGUGAAUUUGCAAAUGCGCAGUUAUUAGCGGAUCAUAUAAAGCAACAUUCGGGUGAUCGGCCAUUUUUAUGCACGAUAUGCGGAAAGUGUUUCCCGCAGAGAUUUAACCUCGAAUUACAUUUAAGGACACAUACAGGCGAAAGACCCUUUGAAUGUGAGAUAUGUAAAAAUGGUUAUGUGUCAAAAGCUAGUUUGAAGAUACACAUGCGCACGCAUACCAACGAGCGGCCAUUUGUAUGCGAUUUUUGUGGUAAAGCAUUCAGACAAUCAGGGGAUUUGACAAGUCAUAAGAGAUUACACGGCACGGAGAAACCAAUUGAAUGUUCUGUUUGUAAAAAAAGGUUUACAACUGUGAUGAAACUAAAAUAUCACAUGCGCAAUCAUACAGGAGAACGCCCCUACGUUUGUAAUGUCUGCGGACGUGGUUUCACUGUGAAUACCAUACUCCUGCGGCACAUGCGCGUUCACUCCGGCGAACGCCCAUACGUAUGCGUCACAUGCGGCAAAGCUUUCUCGCAAUCCAGCACGUUGAACACUCACAUGAAAGUCCACGCCUCUCCAACACAGAAAUAUCAAGUCCCGCCUUUGAUUAUCCAAGCAUCCACGCAACCACAACAACAGCAUGCUGUAGCACAAGUUGCCCAACAACAAUUACUCCUGGAUAAUGAUCAUCAUGAUCAUGAACAUUUACUUGGCGAAUUCAAGAUGGCCGACGACGCAGCGAAAUUCAUCGGUGAUGAUGCGAUGAUCAGCGACGCGAAAUUCUUGAAUAAUUAUGAUCCGUAUCAUCGCGGACAUCUUUAGCGAAAAUAUUCAUAAAUUUUUAAGUUAUGAUAAUGUACUACUUAAAAACUUUCUUUUCACGCGCGCAUGUAAAUGAUGUAAAUACGCA